This is a messenger RNA of Strongylus vulgaris, 267 nucleotides long. The record is from the annotation of a GenBank genome assembly. Lineage: Eukaryota; Metazoa; Nematoda; Chromadorea; Rhabditida; Strongylidae.
AUGAUUUCCGUCAAAGCUACGACGGAUUCACCACGUCGUUUCCGCUGUCCACCACCGCCACCUUCCGCCUUCCCAUCCGACGGCAGCGACGACUUCCGCCGGAGAAGUCGUUCGCGGCCUCAAGCGUCUGACGCUGCGAACGAGGCAAUCGACGAAUUUAGCCGACCGCAAAUUGCUGCUCUGCUGCUACAGCAAAGCUUCGAUUCGAACCCACUCAACCUUAGGUUCUCAUCGUUUGGAGAAGAAGAAAGAGGAGGAGCCGCUUGA